AUGUUCCCCACCCAGGCUAUGCGCAUGCAGCCCUCGCGGCCCUUCUUCCACCCGGCCCCUAAGGAGUCUCACUCCGCCCACACUAUCUCUCAGCGUCUGCGCAUGAUCAAGAAGUGUCCCCCAGAGUUGAUUCCUCUCGGUGUUGUCCUUGGUGUUGCUGUCGGUGCCGCCGUCUACUCCAGCAUCAAGAAGCUCACCUCCGACAAGACCCUGCGUCUAUACCGCAACAGCCCCGAGAGCCGCGAGCAUUAA
Molecule: messenger RNA, 252 nt
Organism: Penicillium angulare
Lineage: Eukaryota; Fungi; Ascomycota; Eurotiomycetes; Eurotiales; Aspergillaceae
Exons: 5
Coding region: 1-252 (83 amino acids)
Source: RefSeq, a predicted model, not a curated record